AUGACGAACCAUCACAUCGUAUACCUUCAGGCCGAUUUCAUCAACGUUCCCGAAUAUGAACUCGCGGCCCCCAAUACCUACACUCAGGCGAUCUAUCCCCAGACCUCACCCGCUGAUCUCCAUGCGCGCAUCCACGACGCCACGAUACUAGCUUUCUCGAGACUUCACAUCGAUGCGAUUUCCCUGUCUCCGGAGGUAACGCCGCAUCUUAAAUUAAUUGUUGUCGUGGCCACGGGGACCGACUGUGUGGACCUCGAGGCUUGCAAGAAGAGGGGCAUUGCCGUGAGCAAUUGUCCGUCAGCAAAUUUCGAAGCCGUGUCGGAACAUGCCAUUGGAAUGUAUUUCGCUACAAGGCGCAAAAUGCUGCCUUUACAUUCGUUAACGCGCGAUGGGCAAUGGCCCCGACAGUCAACGCUCAUGUAUCAAGCUCUGGAUCGCGACGGGGCGCCGCCUUUGACGUGUCAGGAGGAAGUAGUGGGUCUAAUCGGUAACGGAACUGUAGGGAAAAGACUUGCCGAACUGGCACGAGGCCUGGGCAUGAAAGUUUUGGUAUCAGGGCGCAAAGAACUCGGCAAUCAUACCACCUUGAAUGGAGUCGGUGGCAUAGAAAGAACUUCGUUUGAGACGGUUAUCAGGCAAAGCACCGUGAUAUUUCUCGCAGUCCCACUGACCGAGUCGACUCGGGAUCUUAUAUCGACAAAAGAACUAGAAGCCAUGUCACACCGCACGUUGGUCAUCAAUGUUUCUCGCGGAGGAGUUGUGAACGAGGAAGCUCUUGUCAAGGCCCUGAAGGAAGGCCAGAUCGCAGGGGCAGCGACCGAUGUCUUCAGCGAGGAACCGGCAGGGCCCAAGAAUUCUCCAUUGUUGAGGCCAGACACUCAAAAUCUUAAUCUGCUGGUAACGCCGCAUCUGGCUUGGUUGGCCCAGAAGACAGUGGAUAAUCAGUCGCGAAUGCUCAAAGAGGCCCUCGAAGGAUGGGUCUCUGGUGCGCGAUGUAAUGUGGUUCUGUAG
Molecule: messenger RNA, 1011 nt
Organism: Aspergillus melleus
Lineage: Eukaryota; Fungi; Ascomycota; Eurotiomycetes; Eurotiales; Aspergillaceae
Product: D-isomer specific 2-hydroxyacid dehydrogenase family protein
Exons: 2
Coding region: 1-1011 (336 amino acids)
Molecular function (GO): oxidoreductase activity, acting on the CH-OH group of donors, NAD or NADP as acceptor; NAD binding
Source: RefSeq, a predicted model, not a curated record